Meloidogyne enterolobii is the source of this 624-nucleotide messenger RNA. The record is from the annotation of a GenBank genome assembly. Lineage: Eukaryota; Metazoa; Nematoda; Chromadorea; Rhabditida; Meloidogynidae.
AUGUUGUCUAUUUUAGGAGAUAAACGUAACCGUGAUUCAACAAUUCAUCGACAAACGUCAGAUAAUAAUACUUCUGUAAUGCUUGUAAUUAUUGUUUCAAUAUUUUUAAUUGUUAAUUUACCACAAGCAUUGUUUAUGGCAAUGCUUUGUGUUUAUAAUACACUUGGAUUGAGUAAUCGUUUACUUGAAGGAGUUUUUCCGAUAACAUUUCUGCUUGUAAAUAAUAUGCUAGUUAUGGCCACUUAUCCAAUUAAUUUUGGAAUUUAUUGCUUUAUGUCCAGCAGUUUUAGAGAUACUUUUCGAAUGCUUUUUUGUAGAAAUCGAAAUAAUAAUAAACAAUUUGUUGAUGCUAUACCCCAUCCAAGUCAAAUACCAACAGAAAGUCGAAGACUUAUCUCUAUGGGAGGUUUACCAUCAGAAUCAAAAGGAAUAUCAUCGUCUUUAGUUCGUAGAUCUACUGAUCCUAUUGGUGGACAUAAUAAUAGAAAUUUAAGGCAACAAAAUAUCAUUGAUAGACAACAAACUGGUAGAGUUUCAUUGCCAGCCGCUUCUUGUUUAGAUGAUUCAGAACAACAACCAUCAAUUUAUGAACAAAAAUUAAAAAAAGAAUUAGGUAAUAAGUAG